ACCAGUCGCUAUGGCUGUCAGUCUUUGCAGUUUCUAAAUCCUAUCUUUGAUUUUUCUGUGAGAUCUUAUCAAAAAUAAAGUACUAUAAUUUUCUUAAGUGACUUAUAUAUCUCAAAUCGUAAAUAAUCUUGAAAUGAAUCGUAGUUAGAUCUGUUUUUCAUUUUCACCUCUAGAAUUCUGACGGAUGUAAGUUACUGUAACCUAAAUAAAUUAAAUAUGAAGUUAUUAAAACCGUUAAGGGUGUUACAUGGUCAACGUCGAAGAGGUGGUCGCAAUGUCAGUACUUGGUCACCACUAGCCACAGCAUUUAACACCAGACCCAGUUCUCGGCCUUUGUUUGAAUCACUAAGAGAGAGAACUGGUCUCUUCAACAAGCCAGAACUAGCAACGUUUGAGGGAUUCUAUACUCUAAAAGAGCAAGCUAUAGCAGCAACCGACCGUCUUAUUGAGGAAGCUACAUCUAACCCCAGCCGGCCUAUGGUGGAGAUUUUCGAUGAGCUAUCAGAUACAUUGUGCAAAGUAGCGGAUCUGGCAGAGUUUGUGAGGAUAGCACAUCCACAGCCUCAUUUUGCUAGUGCUGCUGAGGAUGCAUGCAUAAGUAUCAGUGGAGUGGUUGAAAAACUAAACACACAUAAGGGUCUAUAUGAAGCCCUGCGAGACUCAGUGAAGCGAGGAACAUCAGGUGACCAGCAUUUAGCCGAGUUGUUCCUGUUUGAUUUUGAGCAGAGUGGCAUUCAGUUGGAUGAGGAGCCACGGAGGCAGGUGGUGGCUCUUAAUGACACCAUAUUGCAGACAGGACAGAAGUUUAUGGCCGGUGCAGCCAAACCAAGGAGGGUGCCUCGGCAUGCUGUCCCUGGCAACGUGAGGCAGUUCUUGAGCACGGAAGGCGAGGACAUAAUCGUGAGCGGCGUGUACGCGGAGUGCGGCGAGGCGGCGGCGCGCGAGGCGGCGUACCGGCUGUACCUGGCGGCCGACGCGCGCCAGGAGCGCCUGCUGGCCGCCACGCUGCGCGCGCGCCACCGCAUGGCCCAGCUCUGCGGGUUCCGCUGCUAUGCGGACCGAGCAAUAAAAGCAAGCACAAUGGAAACAGCACCGAACGUUCGGCAAUUCCUAGAUAUACUGUCAGACAAUCUACAUGAUAGAGCAAACAUAGACUUUGAUGCUAUGCUCAAAAUGAAGAAACAAGAAUCGUCAUAUCAAGACAAACUUAUGUGCUGGGACACCCCAUACUUCACACAUAAGGCGAAAACGCAGUUACUCAAUGUUGCCAACACGGAUUUCAGUCCAUAUUUUUCUCUAGGCGGCUGCAUGGAAGGGUUGAAUAUGUUAUGUCAAGAAUUGUACGGUAUUAGUUUGAAAUCUCAAGAAAUGUUGCCAGGCGAAUCAUGGUCACCUGAUGUAUACAAAUUAGCAGUGGUACAUGAAACAGAAGGUUUACUUGGCCACAUUUACUGUGAUUUAUAUGAGAGGCCUGGAAAACCUCACCAGGAUUGCCAUUUCACUAUACAGGGUGGCAAAUUGCUGCCGGAUGGUACAUAUCAGAACCCGAUCGUGGUGGUGAUGCUGUCGCUGAGCGGCGGGCACCGGUCGGGCCCGGCGCUGCUGCCGGCGGCGGCGGUGGACAACCUGUUCCACGAGGCGGGGCACGCGCUGCACUCCAUGCUGGGCCGCGCGCGCCACCAGCACGUGGCGGGCACGCGCUGCGCCACCGACCUGGCCGAGGUGCCCAGCGUGCUCAUGGAGUACUUCGCCAGCUGCCCGCAGGUGGUGCGUCGUUUCGCGCGACACUUCCAAACCCGCGAGCCGAUGCCAGAAGACAUGCUGCACAGGCUCUGUGCUUCCAAAUAUCUGUUCGGAGCCAGUGAAAUGCAAUUACAGGUGUUUUACUCGGCCCUGGAUCAGCACUACCACGGUCCGAACGCGGCGUCUGGCGGCCACACCACCGACGUGCUGAAGGAAGUGCAGAGGCAGUACUAUGGACUGCCCUAUGUGGAGAAUACGGCAUGGCAACACCGCUUCAGCCACCUGAUCGGCUACGGCGCGAAGUACUACUCGUACCUGAUAUCGCGCGCGGUCGCGUGGAGCAUUUGGAAGCGGCACUUCGAACCCUCGCCGCUGUCUCGCACCGCUGGCGAUGCGCUGCGGGCCGGCGUACUGCGACACGGCGGCGCCGUGCCGCCAAAGGUGUUAUUACGCGACUACCUAGACACAGAGAUCACACCGACCACAUUAGCCAACGCGCUGGCAGAGGAGCUGGAUUACCACAAGGACCAUCUUGACACAGUGUUCAAGAUGACUGACAAGUAAACAGAUGAUGUGAUAUACUCAGAUCUGUGUAUAUAUUGUAGAUAUAUUAGUGACAGAGACACUAAGGUGCUUUUUGUAGAGCAGCCAACUGCUAGUGCUAGUAGAUAUAGAAUCGGAUAUCUUAUGUUUUGAAGACUCUACAAAUUUUUAACUAUAUUAAGUGGAUUUAAGUAAUCUAUACUUAUAGUAAAUCUGUAGAGAGGUCAAUUCUGUACAUGGAAUAUAUUUUCAAAAUAACUAUCGGGGGGUGAUUAGUGAUCGAUACUGAUGCCAAAAAUGCAUUCAGUAAAAUUUUUGUCUGUCUGUCUGUAUGUUUGUUAUAGAAACAAAAACUACUCGACGGAUUUUAAUGAAACUUGGUAUAAUUAUUUUUCAUACUCCUGGGCGGGUUAUAGUAUACUUUUCAUCACGAUACGAUCAAUAGGAACAGAGCAAUGAAGGGAAAUGUUGGGAAAACGGUAGAAGUUACUCCAUAUUUAAGCUUCCGUUGCGUGUGCAGCCGUAAUGGCCACUUUUUAAAAUGUAAAAAUGUCCACCCGUGCGACGCCGGGACGGGCCGCUAGUAUGUAAUAUUUGUGCUCAAUAUGUUGUUACUACUGCUAUUUUAAUUGUGUCAGACUUAUACCGCCUUGUUCCUAUUUCGUCAAUAUAAUAGUAUGCAUAGAUAUAUUAGGUCUUUACUUUGCGAUUAGUGUCUUUUAGAGUUUUAUUAUGACUUUUUUUAAUUAGAUUGUUUAUGUAUUUCUUUUUGUGACAGCUGGUGUUCUGUAGUCUCUCUUUACUUCAAUGUUAACAUAUGCGUGAAUAAAAUAAUAAAAAUAACGAUUGGAAAAUCCAUUCCAGGUAAAUAUUAUUCCAAUAUGUAAAUCUUCCAUUCAUAGAAUACAAUUUUAAUGUAAUAACUACUGGUUUAAUUUGCGUGUAAUUAGAUUGAAAACGCUCAGCUAGUUUCGGUUUUAUUUUGUGAUCCUUCUUCAUGAGCGACUGUGACGCGAGCACGAGCCUGAUUGACACACACGUGUCACUGUCGCUCAUGACUAAGGAUCAUGAAUUGAUACCGAAACUAGUCGACCUUUUUCGAUCUAAUUUCGUAAGUUUUUUUUUUAAUAAACCGGUAGUUAUUUCAUAAAAAUAUAAUGUGUACUGACGAGACUUAACAAUAGUAUACCAUUGUGCAUAUAUGAAUAAUGUUAUUUAUUUUAUUGCUUUUAUUUUCUGUUUAUUAUUAAUUUUAUUAUAUUGACAAGUCGAAUAAAACAACGAGUGAAAAUUAUAAA
Messenger RNA from Galleria mellonella (greater wax moth), 3584 nucleotides. RefSeq names its product mitochondrial intermediate peptidase. Gene Ontology annotation, cellular component: mitochondrion. Gene Ontology annotation, biological process: peptide metabolic process. Bases 217 to 2307 code for a protein of 696 amino acids. Gene Ontology annotation, molecular function: metalloendopeptidase activity. The record is from RefSeq and is a predicted model, not a curated record. The transcript has 12 exons. NCBI's taxonomy places the organism in Eukaryota, Metazoa, Arthropoda, Insecta, Lepidoptera, Pyralidae.